UCUGUUUCACCAAACGAUUUUAACUGCUGAUGAGUUACGCAGGGCACAGUGGCACCAAAACGCGCCUUGCAAUCCUAGAGGACCGAUUGGCCCUACCUAUUUUUGUGUGGUUGCUAUGGGUGUCGUGGCUGAGGGUUUUUGGGUUUGAAGAUGAGGGGUAUAUAUGGGGGUGGAUGGGUGGUUGGUGUAAGACUCGGUUUGUGUGUUGUCUGAACCUGACUUAUUUUCCCACGAGGCUUCUUCUCCGUCAAGGACUCUUUCUCUAUUUCCCUCUCUUCUUCGCUCUUACAGUUUUUACGGAGUAGUUCUUCUUCGGCCCUAACUCGCGGCUUCCCUGCCUCCGUACCAAAUCCCAGUUUCUGGAAGCUAGAGUGCACAUCGGCUCCUUCGUAUCAUCAUACCAUAGGAAUACAGAACUGAGGAAGACUACUGCGGACACAAAUCCCGGCUGUCGACUAGGAGUUCACUCAGGUUGACAAUAUCUUACCCAUCAUCAUCAUGAGAUCCUAUACCGCUGCCGCGGCCCUCGCGGCCCUCGCAUCAACGAGCCAUGCCGCGACCGUGACGCUGCAGGAAACGCCCUGUCUGCAACCAACAGAGUUGAAGACGUAUACGGUAGAAGUGGGCAAACUGGUCGUCGUUGACAUGCCCUCCAUCUGCGGCCUCAAACUCGUAUCCACCUCGGACCCCGCCUCCGCCCCCUUGGAAGCAAUAACAUGCCAACUCUUCAAAGACGCCGCCGGCCAAGUCCCCGGGUCUGCGAAAUUCACCUUCGCAUCCCCGGCGCUGAUUGCCACGAAUCCCGUCCAGGAGGGGAGUAUUCGGUGUGAUGUAGGCGCUGCUCCUGCUUCUUCUUCGACUGGAGAGACGCAGAGCGUGACGACGGUUGUGUCGCCUGUUACGGCUACGGGGACGGGCAUGCCCGUUGGAGGGGGCUAUGGGAAUGGGAAUGGGACGCUUGUUGUCCAUCCGACGGCUACGCCUACGGGGAGUCAGACGCCGCCGGGCCCGGAGGGUGCGGCGAAUGGGUUGGCAGUGGGAACUGGGGUCGGAUUGACGGCUUUGAUGCUGGUGAUUGGGGCUUUGGUGCUUUAGAUGAGAGGUGGUGGUAAUGGGAGUAGUGAUGGGUGGGCAUUUGGUAUGGAGUUUUGGGUUACGAAUGGUGUGCUUUUUCUUUUUCUUUUCCUCAGCAUGGCGAUAUUGCGCUUGGCGUGAAUGCACUGGGAUGGCGAGGGUUUCUGGGCGAGCUUCAUUGCUACAUAAACGGGAAGGGGUGGUUCGGUAGAGUAAACCAUAUAGUAACCUAAUUAAUGAUAAUGGGUCUGCAAUAGUCCAUUCCA
Molecule: messenger RNA, 1340 nt
Organism: Westerdykella ornata
Lineage: Eukaryota; Fungi; Ascomycota; Dothideomycetes; Pleosporales; Sporormiaceae
Exons: 2
Coding region: 499-1095 (198 amino acids)
Source: RefSeq, a predicted model, not a curated record